Ornithodoros turicata is the source of this 1834-nucleotide messenger RNA. It is a transcript of the gene Alg11, whose product is annotated as GDP-Man:Man(3)GlcNAc(2)-PP-Dol alpha-1,2-mannosyltransferase-like. The transcript is spliced from 4 exons. Bases 182 to 1606 code for a protein of 474 amino acids. Gene Ontology annotation, cellular component: endoplasmic reticulum membrane. NCBI's taxonomy places the organism in Eukaryota, Metazoa, Arthropoda, Arachnida, Ixodida, Argasidae. Gene Ontology annotation, biological process: protein N-linked glycosylation. Gene Ontology annotation, molecular function: GDP-Man:Man(3)GlcNAc(2)-PP-Dol alpha-1,2-mannosyltransferase activity. The record is from RefSeq and is a predicted model, not a curated record.
UCGUCGCGGCGUAUUUUUCACCGAACUCAAGCAACUUCGGUUUCGCUUUCGUGGACUGUUGGAACGUUGACGGUUUAUUCUUCAGAUUACGAUGAGUGUGUGUGUGUGCUCUUGUCACUUUCGUGUAUUUUUCUUCGUCUCUUGGUCAUAAUGUGAGUUCACAAGAUAGCGUCCACCUGCCAUGGAUUGUUUCAUUUUACUGAGCGCAAUCGCAUUGUGCUGCCCAAUUGGCAUCCUGCUCUUGUUCCUGUGGCUGCAGAAAGUCAGGCAGGAAAGUUGCAAACUCUACCCGGAUAAGAAGCCUACAUUAGGAUUCUUCCAUCCGUACUGUAAUGCCGGUGGUGGUGGAGAACGUGUACUGUGGGCAGCAAUUCGAGCAAUCCAAGAACGCUACCCGAACUACCACUGCAUCGUAUACACCGGAGACAAAGACGUUACACCUGAGGAGAUUGUUACGAACGCGGAGAAACGCUUCAAUAUUAAACUCACCCAACCAGUCAGGUUUGUGUAUCUCCAGAAGCGGCACAUCGUUGAAGCAAAGUACUACCCAGUCUUCACGCUUCUUGGUCAAAGCAUCGGCUCAGUCUUCCUUGGCCUUGAAGCUAUACUCAAGUUUGUGCCAACAAUCUAUAUUGACACCAUGGGUUAUGCCUUUACCUGUCCAUUGUUCAAGUACCUCGGGCUCUGUCACAUCAUUUCGUACGUUCACUAUCCCACGAUCAGCAACGACAUGUUGAGCCGUGUUUCGGAGCAAAUUAAGGCUCAUAACAACCGGGCCGUCAUAUCAAGAAGCCCCUUCCUAACAAGUGUCAAGCUUCUGUACUACCGUUUCUUCGCGUACCUGUACGGACUUUGUGGACGCUGCUCUAGCAUUAUAAUGGUUAAUUCUAGCUGGACGAUGGGACACAUAGUUGAACUGUGGAAAGUUCCGGUCAGGACGUUUCUCGUGUACCCACCGUGCGACGUCACAGAAUUUACGAAGAUUACGAGAGACCCGUCAAAGUUGACCGAAGAGUUCCGAGUACUGUCGGUGGCGCAGUUCAGACCCGAAAAAGACCACGAUCUUCAGCUGAGGGUGUUCGCGGAGCUGAAGGAUCGUCUGCCGCCGGAAGACUUCAGCAGGAUGAAGCUGGUGUUGGUCGGGAGUUGCAGAAAUGAAGCAGAUACCCAGAGAGUGGAAGCGCUCAAGAGAAUGACUGAGGGGUUGGGCAUAGGAGACAGGGUGGAGUUCAAGCUGAAUAUAACGUUUGCAGAGCUGAAGAAAGAAAUGGAACAGGCAUCCGUUGGAAUACACACAAUGUGGAACGAACAUUUUGGGAUCGGUGUUGUCGAGUGCAUGGCUGCUGGGCUGCUCAUGGUUGCACAUGACUCUGGCGGGCCAAAGAUGGACAUUGUGACACCGUUCAAUGGAAAGGUAACAGGAUUUCUCGCAAGUGACGUCCACAGCUACGCAGACGUAUUACAAAAGUUGUUGAGAAUGCCACCGGGAGAGGCACUGGAAAUUCAGACGAAUGGCAGAAAAGCAUCUCGGAGGUUCUCGGACGAGGUUUUCUCAAAAUCGUUUCUGGAUGUUCUUGAAGUGAUUCUGCGAAUCAAAGCUUCAUGAUGUUGGUGUAUCGUUGUUAUCCAUAUCUUAUAAUACAGUACUAAGUACUGCCACGAUGUUUGUUUCAAAUGAGCUGAAACAGUGUCGUUUCCGAACUGCUGAAUAAACUUUCUCGAUGAUUUAUUUUUUACAAGUUUGUAUAAAAAUAUCCAGGAAUAUUGAUACAGCUGAUUUGUGCAAAGUUGUACGAUGUACCUGUACAAUUAAAUAAAAAUUUCAUCCUGGUAA